Perca fluviatilis (European perch) is the source of this 1554-nucleotide messenger RNA. RefSeq names its product gap junction Cx32.2 protein-like. Gene Ontology annotation, biological process: cell communication. The coding region runs from base 165 to 947 and encodes 260 amino acids. The transcript is spliced from 3 exons. The record is from RefSeq and is a predicted model, not a curated record. Lineage: Eukaryota; Metazoa; Chordata; Actinopteri; Perciformes; Percidae. Gene Ontology annotation, cellular component: connexin complex.
UCAACGUGACAGCUCAGUCUGUUGCGCAGUUUCACCUAAUCUAAAGUUCAAGGUACCGUGAGCUGGUUUGGUUUGGUUCGCUGGGAUCUCUAUCAUUCAUCUCCAGCUGGUGAGCGGUCUGUUUGUCUGCACAGAAGCCUUUUAAAUUCAAAAGAUCAGAGACCAUGGGAGAGUGGAGUUUUCUGUCCUCUCUACUGGACAAGGUCCAGUCCCACUCCACUGUCAUUGGGAAGGUCUGGCUCAGUGUGCUCUUCAUCUUCAGGAUCAUGAUCCUUGGAGCUGGAGCAGAGAAGGUUUGGGGUGAUGAACAGUCGAAUAUGAUUUGCAACACCAAACAGCCUGGUUGCAAGAACGUCUGCUAUGACCAAGCCUUCCCAAUCUCACACAUUCGGUUCUGGGUCCUCCAGAUUAUCUUCGUCUCGACACCAACACUGAUCUACCUUGGUCACGUCCUCCACGUUAUCCACAGAGAAGAUAAGAUAAGAGAAUAUAUGAAGACCCACUCUAGGACUGAAAAACUUCCCAAGUACUCUGACGACAAAGGCCAUGUCAAGAUUAAAGGCGACCUGCUGGGAAACUACAUGACCUCCAUAUUUUUCAGAAUCCUUCUGGAGGUAGCGUUCAUCGUUGGGCAGUAUUAUCUGUAUGGGUUUGUCAUGGUCCCAAGAAUCGUCUGCACCCGAGUCCCAUGUCCCUUCACUGUAGAGUGCUACAUGUCUCGACCCACAGAGAAGACCAUCUUCAUCCUCUUCAUGCUUGUAGUGUCCUGUAUCUCUGUUCUUCUCAACGUAGUAGAGAUAUUCUACCUGGCGUGUACUCGCUCAUGCAGACGAAAGUCUAAAACAACGGCGGCUACUGCUAUUGCCGUUCACCCGCGUUUAAACGGUGACAGUCUGAUGAAAAGCGAGAAGCUUAGCCUCCAUGACUCCAGCCACAGCACAGCCUGAAGAAUGCCAUUUAGAUCCAUUGUGCAAAAUGUAAACAGUCACAUAGUUAACGAGGGCAAAUAAAAAUGUGAGUGAAAUGAGACCAGGGCCCACUUGUGUAAAACUACACUAAGAGUUAUUUAUUUAUGUGUUGCUUAAGAAUUCCUGAAAAUUACACAAAUUUGGAGACGUGUAUGUAGACUGUUUAUGAAUCACAGAUUCAAAUAUUUUAACAUGCACAAGAACAAUACAAUAGCUACUGUAUCACUGAAGCAACAUUUUACAAAUUGUACAAAACGUGAGCUUUGUGGAUUUAUUAGUUUUUUUGCUUUGUGUUUUGUACUUACGACUACAUAUAUUUAACCAAUUUCCACUGGCUGAAAGCCAUUAAGUAGUGCUCCAAGCUUGGUUUGCUCUAAAGAAGUGUAUGAGGGCUGUUAGUGCUACUUUGAUUUUCAGUUUCUUCUAUAUUAGUAAAAAAAUUGCAGAUGUGACUUUUAAGAACUGUAAAUAUUUUAAAAACAAAUAAUUCGCUUUUUUCAUGUUUCGUAUUUUAAUAUGAUUGUGUUUAUAAUUGAUCGUUAAAAAAAGGUCCACUAAUGUUUAAUUAAAACAUGCUUGAAGUUUA